AUGACAGUCUCGGUGAUUCCCUCAGUCACACUAGCAUGUCUUCUACUGCUGUCUAUCUACAAAGUCGUUCUUCAUCCCUUGUUGUACCACCCUCUCCGCCACAUCCCAUCCGCCCACUGGUCGGUUCCAUUCUUCGGAGAUCUAUGGAUAACAUACCAACGAUACCGCGAACGUAACAAUGCGGUCACCUAUGCCGCCCAUCUCAAGCAUGGCCCGGUUGUCCGGAUGGGCAUGAAUGAGCUUAGUGUCAAUUGCGUGGAGAAUGGCAUAAGAACCAUUUAUGCUGGAGGGUGGGAAAAGCACGCUUGGUAUCCUCAGCGCUUUGGCAGCUACGGCGUCAUGAAUAUGUUUUCUACCAUCAAGCACGGUCCCCAUAGCCAGAAGAAACGCACCAUGGCCAACAUCUACAGCAAGACGUACAUUGCUUCAUCGCCACAAGUAUCUGCGACCUCCCAUACACUUUUCUCCACACGCUUCUUGCCGCUGUUUCAGCAUCUUUCCGAUACUGCUGAGCCCACCGAUGUCCAUGACUUGAACAAUGCUAUGACCAUGGAUUUUAUGUCAGCCUACCAGUUCGGCCUUAAAGCCAGUACAAACCUGACUCAAGACGUGACCACGCGAAAGAGGAUCAUGCAUGAGUAUCACUGCCGGCGAGAUUAUGAGUUCUUUUCCGCCGAAAUGCCUUGGAUAAAGGGGAUCACCAGCAAUCUCGGAUUCCCAGUGGUGCCGCGCUUCGUGGACGAGGCAAAUCAAUAUCUAGAGGACUGGAAUGCCGAUAUGUGCCGGGCCGCUGAAAAACAACUCUCUGAAGCGGCGGGUGCUACUUCUGCGUGGCCGGGCGACGAACCGAUCGUGUAUAAACAGUUUAAAAGUGGGCUUGCAGCCUUGCGUGAGAAGGAUCCGAUGGCAGUCCGACACGAAGGCCUCCAACGGGAUGAAAACGACACUAGUACAGCCGAAAUCUAUAGUGAAAUGCUUGACCAGCUGGGUGCAGGGCAUGAGACUUCGGCUGUCGCUCUGACCUACCUCUACUGGGAAAUGUCGAAGAGUCCAGAGCUCCAAACACAACUCCGCCAGGAGUUGAUGAUGUUGACACCUCCCAUCAAAUGGCCGUUACCCGCAGGCUCGGACCUGAAGGACUUUCAGCUACCUGAUCCCAAGCAGAUCGACGCACUACCGUUGUUGCAGGCGAUCGUUAUGGAGGUAUUGCGGCUGCACACACCGAUCCCAGGCAUCGAGCCAAGGAUCUCUCCUCAUGUUCCUGGAGGUAACACACUCGGAUCAUAUUCGGGUAUUCCGGGAGGCGUACGUGUGUCAGCUAUGCCAUAUGGUCUGCAUCGCAACGAAGCCGUUUUUCCAGAAGCAGAAACUUUCAAGCCUACACGUUGGCUUCCAUCCCACACUAGCGACGAACACCUCAAAGAGAUGCACCGCUGGUUUUGGGCUUUUGGCUCUGGCGGGCGGAUGUGUAUUGGGAGUCACUUGGCAACGCAGGAGAUUAAAUUGCUCGUUGCCGCUAUUUAUUCAAAUUGGACGACUGAGAUCGUGGAUGAUCAAGGGAUUGAAGAGAUUGAUGCCUACACAACAAGGCCGAAGAGCAACCGUCUCGUUUUGCGAUUCCGGCACGCAUAG
Exophiala oligosperma is the source of this 1632-nucleotide messenger RNA. RefSeq lists its product as uncharacterized. Gene Ontology annotation, molecular function: iron ion binding; monooxygenase activity; oxidoreductase activity, acting on paired donors, with incorporation or reduction of molecular oxygen. The record is from RefSeq and is a predicted model, not a curated record. Bases 1 to 1632 code for a protein of 543 amino acids. NCBI's taxonomy places the organism in Eukaryota, Fungi, Ascomycota, Eurotiomycetes, Chaetothyriales, Herpotrichiellaceae. The transcript is spliced from 3 exons.